CGGACCUUGGGCUGUUUUUUCCUGCCAGCUUGCUGCAAAAAAAGGGGGAGCGGGUAGCAUUUUGGGUCGCAGGCUGAAUUAAGUGCACGACCGGGCAGUGUUAUUGACGAAGGGAGAUGCUACACGUCCACAGCGAGCCGUGUUUGUUUUUGCUGGCGAAACGAGGCAGCGGGUGGAGAGUCGCCACAGACACGCUGGGCUCCGGCCAAACAUCACCGCAUUUCAAGCACUUGAUUCGAUGCCAGGAAUUUGCAUUGAAUUGAAUUUGCUGCACCGUUGAUCUGCCGUGUUUUUUCUUUUUCUAUUUAAUACAUCUAAAAACGUAUUUUUGUAAGGCGCAGGGUGGAAAUAAAUGCAGCUUGUUUGAGAGGAUACCCCCCCCCCUCUCCUCCAGAUAUCCGUCGCUGCCAUGACAGGCAGAGGUCUUCUCUCGACCGCGGCUCGGCCGGCUGGAGAAGAUUGAUUUAGGGACGAUCGGGGUCGCGACUGCGGAUGUCAUUGUGUCGGUUCGGAGCCCCGUGAACAGCAUCCGUGCCAACGCACCGCGAUUCUCACUCAGGGAAAAAGAGGAGAGAGUGAAACAACAUGUCCUCUCGGUCUGCAUUACCGUCUGGAAACGACAGGAGUACUGGCGACCAUCAUGUUUCGUUGGGGGCCAGCCGCUCCGACAAGGCCACCAGCCAGUCCAGCCGGUCCCUGGGCGCCCGUUGCAGGAACUCCAUCGCUUCCUGCUCUGACGAGCAGCCGCACAUCGGCAACUACCGCCUGCUGAAGACCAUCGGCAAAGGAAACUUUGCUAAGGUCAAGCUGGCCCGCCACAUCCUGACGGGCAAGGAGGUUGCAAUAAAAAUCAUUGACAAAACUCAGUUGAACCCAACCAGCCUACAGAAGCUCUUUCGGGAAGUACGAAUAAUGAAAGGCUUAAAUCACCCUAACAUAGUGCAGCUGUUCGAGGUGAUCGAGACUGAUAAGACGCUUUACCUAAUCAUGGAAUACGCCAGUGGAGGUGAAGUGUUUGACUACCUCGUGUCUCAUGGGAGAAUGAAGGAGGUUGAAGCCAGAGCCAAAUUUCGACAGAUUGUCUCCGCCGUCCACUACUGCCACACAAAGAAGAUUGUCCACAGAGAUUUGAAGGCGGAGAACCUUCUGCUGGAUGCAGACGCCAACAUCAAAAUCGCCGACUUCGGCUUCAGCAACGAGUUCACGCUGGGUAACAAGCUGGACACGUUCUGCGGCUCGCCGCCGUACGCCGCCCCCGAGCUUUUCCAGGGCAAAAAGUAUGACGGGCCCGAGGUGGACGUCUGGAGUCUCGGCGUCAUCCUCUACACGUUGGUUAGCGGCUCGCUGCCCUUUGAUGGGCAGAACUUGAAGGAGCUGAGGGAGCGCGUGCUGAGGGGGAAAUACCGCGUGCCCUUUUACAUGUCCACAGACUGUGAGGGAAUCCUUCGCCGAUUCCUGGUCCUCAACCCCACCAAACGCUGCACCCUAGACCAAGUCAUGAAGGACAAGUGGAUAAAUUCAGGGUACGAAGAGGAUGACCUGAAGCCCCACAUAGAACCCAUUGAAGACUUCAGCGAUCCGGCUCGCAUAGAGGUGAUGGUGGGGAUGGGCUUCACAUCCGGAGAAAUCAAGGACUCUCUGCUCAAUCAGAAAUACAAUGAAGUCACCGCUACCUACUUACUACUCGGACGCAAAGGCGAUGAGGCCAGUGAGGCUCGGACAGCUAGUAGCCUGUCCCUGGCAAGGGUUCGACCCAGCCCCAUCACCAAUGGGACCAACAAGCACUCCUCAGCAACUGGCUCCUCUUCGUCCUCCACCUCCUCCUCACAUAGCAAGACCCAGCGCAGUGCCUCCACCUACCACAGGCAGCGGCGGCACAGCGACUUCUGCGGCCCCUCCAUGCCCGUCAUGCACCCCAAACGGAGCCCCACUAGCACAGGCGAGCGUGAGCUGCGGGAGGGACGAAUGCCGUCACGUAAAGCCAGUUGCAGUGUAAUGGGGAGCCACAGCCUUCCUCCCUCCAGCCCAAUGGUCAGCAGUGCCAACAACCCCAACAAGUCUGAAAUCCCAGACCGUCGUAAAGACAUGACCGCCACCACGAAUAACAUCCCUGGAAGCGCCAUGACACGCAGGAAUACAUAUGUCUGCACUGACCGCUCAGGCGCUGACAGACACUCUCUUCUGCAGAACGGCAAAGACAACAGCUCCCUGGGGCAUCGCAUGCCCCAAGCGUCUCCCUCCACGCUUAGCAUUUCUGGCACAGGAGCUGCUGCCGCAUCCUCGUCCUCAGACCGAUGCCGCCUGACCCGAGGCUCCACCAUCCGCAGCACCUUUCACGGGGGACAGCUGAGAGAUCGUGGGCCCCCGGUCUACUCAGCCCCACCCACCUCACCCACCUUGUCCCACCAUGACACCAGCCCCCUGCCCCACGCCCGCACCAGGGCAACCUCCAACCUCUUCAGCAAGCUGACCUCCAAACUUACUCGCAGGGUCAACCUUGACCCGUCCAAGCGCCAGGGCUCAAACAAAUCUGUCUCGGGUUGUACUCUUCCACAAGGAUCAAAAACAGUUAGAUCCCAAAUGAAUCUGAGGGAAUCAGGAGAUUUGCGGUCUCAAGGUCAGUGCUCUUGUUCCAGCUGCAGGACAGCACUUUAUUGCCAUGUACCUUGGUAUCAAAAAGCGUCCGAGCCCCGGACCGUCGGACGUGGCAGGGAUCUGAGAGGUGGUGUGAGGCGGGACCCUGUGGAGGUGGUUCUGGCCUUGCGGGAGGCGGCGCUCGGAUGUGGCUGCCUGGUCCACCACGCCGGCCCAUUUCUGCUUUCCUGCACCCACGGCGUGGCAAGGGGCCGCGUGGCUUUCGAGGCCGAGGUGUGUCACCUUUCCACGGGCACCUCGGAGACUUCUAACGGGGUGCGCUACACGCGACUCUGGGGGACGCCGCUAGCUUUUCGUGACAUUGCCACCCAAAUCUCCAAGGACCUUGAACUUUGAUCGGAGAGACGUGUUGUUCGAGCGCUUGCUGGUGUGUGAGCGAGUGUUGGAUGUGUGCGUGCAAAGAGAGGUGGGGGUGAAAAUAGUUGAAAAAAACAAUGGCAGUGAAGGGGCGAGGGGCUGGACCCGAAAGAAAAGACUACUCCUUCUGCCUCUUUCAACAUUACACCCCCCCCUCUUCCUCCCCCCCCCACACAACCCCACCGCUCACCUGCAAGAACACACACACUCACAGUCACACAGAUACGCACACACCUGGCCAGUAAAGUCACACAGACUGAGGCACCUCUUCACCCGACCCCGCUCAGACACAUUUUUGAGUAACUGCACCCAAUGGACCUUGAUCAGACGCAGUCUAUUUGAAUAUUUUUUAUUGCUAAUCUAGCCAUAAUGACUCUAAUUUGUUAUUUAUUGCUGUGAUCUUUCCUUUGACCCACAGUCACUUUCACCACUACAGAAAAACAUACUCCAUUGUGCACGGAACAUGCCAGUCCCUAACCCCCCAUUCCUCCUUACCGAUGAUUAUCUGCAGACCUUUUGUCACCUGGGGACAAUAACAUUGAAACGUUGAUUAUGUUCCAACUCAAUGAUCAGACAGGCAGCCAGAGGGUUGUGUGGCUCUGAUCCGUGUACAUACGGCAGUGACAUCUGCACUGGAUUAAGGUCAGGGGGAGCGGUGGUCGACAGGCCUUUGAAACAGCCAAUCAGAGUCUGACUAGGGAUAUGUUCCGCGUUGUCGUCCGUUACAGUUGUUGCCUCUCAGUCACAUUACUUUUCUCUGCACCGGACUAAAAUUUGUCCAUUUUUUAGCUUAAAUUUGAUUGAGAUUUUUGGGGCGGGACAAUUUAAGAUUCUCCACAGAAUUAAAUAUUAUUUAACUUCAUAUUAAUUUACGUUAUUUAACGUUCCCCCCAUCGCUGUCAUGAAACACCAUUUCUAUGCCUGCGUCUAUAAAAGAAUGGACAGAGAGGCCGGCAAUGAUCACAAGCACACAAGCUGCACUCUGGUUGGCUGGAUUCAUCGUUUUGUCGGCGGUGGUCACUGUCAGUACAACGUUUUCAAAGCACUUCGGUUUUCCAGACCAGCGCCAGAGCGACGAGCUCGGUUCGCACUGCAGACCCGUGAAAUCUUGCAGUCGUUCCGCCGCGAAAUGAUACCAUUUCUCUGGUUUCUUUUCCAGUGCGAUGCAACUCUUCGAGUUCUCUUUUUCUGCUAUCAUCUCAGUACGUUGAUGAGAAGCACCACAAGCGGAUCAGGCUGAGCAGCAAAACCUCUCAGUUACACACUCACCUUCAAAGGCACACAGAGAGAAAGACCCGUCUCUAAAUGUCCACCCUCUCCCAUUUUUCGGCACAGUCUAUGAACUGGCCUGUCCAUUAUUGAUGACUUUGUGGGCCAGGAGGAUCACAGGGGGAGUGUUCUGAAUCCGGAAAGGCCCAAUGAAGGCAGUGUGCAGGGUGUUUUCUUCUUGUUAGUCCAGUUGCCUUUAAAGUGAAACAACCCCCGGCGCCUUCACACCGUACAUAUUUAAUGUAAAAAAAAGAACAAAAGAAAAAAAAGAGAGAGACAGUAAAAAAUGAGAAAGCUUUCUAUUCUCCCUCCCUGUUUUUAGUGAAUAACGUACUGUGAUAUUUACGUAGGCUACAGAGAUCAUGUUGUUUGGCUGCUGAUUUACUGUUAAUACUAUCUCUCAGUUGUGGCUUUGCUCAUGGUGACCCCAAGAUGCCCCACUCCCAUUUCCUUCCCCACCCUUCAUAAACACCGCCCAAUUCCCUACAUUUAACAGGGAUGCCAACCUUGACGCCACCUUUGCACGUACAACCGCCUCUUUUCUAACCUCCCAGCCGGGCGACACUCAACUGUCAUCCACACUCUUGCAUUGUAGAACCGUGUAUGACAUCUUCUCAGUCCUGUUUGUGCUGUUUCACGGAGCCCGUCUGGGGGGCAGGCGGGAGUCGACCCGUCCUCCUCUUCGGGGCGAGAAGCAAACACCAAUGUGGACACCGUGAUUCUGUCCUUGCCCUCUUCCUGGACGUUUCUCAUUGUGGUGUAUAUUAGCAUUAGGUAAUAUAGACCUCAAUGCACUUUUCUUUGACUUGAAUCAGCUCCUUCCAGUGUACCUGUACAGAUAAUACCAAGAACUUGCCACUGGAGGGCGCCAAUGUCUUAAUGUGAAACACUUCAAUUUGUGGAUAUUUGCACAGGUACCUUAUUUAUUUUUUAGAACAAUAUCAUUUGAAAAAAACGGUUUUAUAUCAGUCAGUUGGUGACUGUAUAUAAAAUAUAUGAAUAUAGUAUAUAUCUUAGAGCUCAAGGUUUAUUUAUAGCUAGAGCAAGGGAAGUACUUCUAGUUUAAAGCAGAUGAAAGCAAACAAUGGGGAAACAAAACCAACCUGCAAUCCUGCAUGACUUCAGAGUUUGGGUUUUAGGGGAAAAAAUUAAACAUGAUGCACAUAUUUGGGGGACUUGGUGCUUCACAGUGCUUCACUGCAACUUAUUUGCUAGCGGAUAGUUUCAGUACACUCGCAAGUGUGCAGACAUGACAUGAAAUGUACCACAACGUACACGGUGUGUAAGAGAAAUGUUCACUUGUAGAUCCUGCGAGGACACUUACAUUUGGGGACAAUUGUGUGGUUUGGUUCUAAUUUAACUUGAAUUUACAGUACGUCCUGAACAUAUCGAAAGCCCCGGGUUGCAUUCAAGCCAUAAAAAUGUCACAUCACUGUCUCCCGAUGGCAAACAUGAACCAGGUUAUUUGCGUCGUCUUUCGGUGGCAAUUACCAUGGCGGUAUGGGAAAAAAAGCAAAUAACUUAGUGUAAAACAACUCACUCUUAGUAUAAGGUGGAUGAACAUUGUCUUGAGAUUGAAUCUACUGUGAAAAAAUCUUAAAGAUUUUGUUGACCUGCUUGAUGAGUAAACAUGUUUGUACCUGCUCAGAGACGGUGUGUCACUGGUAUGGAUGUAGAUGGUAUAGUGUUAGGACGCCAAGGGGCUCAGUAUUUAACAUGCACUGUCAUUCCCAAAAUGAUUUUUGGAAACAGCUGCAUGUUAUAUGCAAAAGAGACUGAAGAACACACACACAGUUUAACCUGUAUGAGUAAUUUUACACUGCUCAACUGUUUGAUUCCUCCCCUCAGAAACAAACUGUAAACUCAGAUUGACUGGUUGUGGUUUAUAAGGAGAACACAGAGCUGAAGAUUAAUAAAAUUCACUGAUGUUGGCA
This is a messenger RNA of Gasterosteus aculeatus aculeatus (three-spined stickleback), 6215 nucleotides long. The record is from RefSeq and is a predicted model, not a curated record. Lineage: Eukaryota; Metazoa; Chordata; Actinopteri; Perciformes; Gasterosteidae.